ACGCCGUGGACAUUGCCUUCACAUUCGCCAAGAGCUACCUGCUUCGUACGUAAGGAUUUUCUAACAUAAACCAUGAUUUUUAUGAUCAGCGCUUAACUUUGUUAUGGGUUAGAAUUUUAGAGUGGAACAUCUUUAAACGCCGUUUUAAUUUCGCGCAAAAUGCAACAAAGGGCACGUUCGUCAUGGCGCCACAGACUUAUAUUCAUGGCAUUGGGAAUGCUGCUUUGGAGAGAGGUAUGCGCGCAAAUACGAUAUUCUCUUUCUGAGGAGCAAAAAGAAGGAUCUGUGGUUGGAAACCUUGCGAAGGAUUUAGGUCUCGAUACCAGAACUUUAAAGGAGAGAGGAUUUCGGAUCGUUUCAACCUCAGGCGACUCGCUGUUCACGGUAAAUCAGAAUGACGGGAUUUUAAGUGUACAUGGGAAAAUAGAUCGCGAGGAGGUGUGCGAGAAAAGCGGCUCGUGUGUCAUCAAUCUAAAAAUCGCACUAGAUAACCCUUUAGAGAUCCACUACGUGUCGAUCGAAAUUGUUGACAUCAAUGAUCAUGCCCCGACCUUCCCGGAAAAAGAAAAGCGGCUGGAAAUAUCGGAAUCAGCCUUACCUGGAGCUCGGUACCAAUUACAGGCUGCGCGGGAUCCCGAUGGCGGAAUGAACUCUGUUCAACAAUAUAAACUCAGUCAUAAUGAUCAUUUCCGCAUAGAGGUUAAAGAUCGCGGAGAAGAUCGCAAAAUGCCCCUCUUAAUUCUUCAAAAGCCUUUGGAUAGAGAAACAAGCCGUAGACACAAGCUAGUCCUCACUGCGCUUGAUGGAGGGCGACCCCCAAAGUCUGGAACAAUGGAUAUAAUAGUUGACGUUUUGGACGUUAAUGACAAUAUGCCAGUUUUCACACAAGAAGUUUACACUGUAAUGCUUCAAGAAAAUGUCCCCGUGGGCACAACUGUUAUACAGGUUAAUGCCACUGACAUGGAUGAUGGUCCAAAUGGAGAAAUGAUUUAUUCGUUUGGUAAGGAUAUAGACAGUAGGCUUACAAAUCUUUUUGAUUUAAACUCCAGGACUGGAGAAAUGACUGUAAUCGGUCAAAUAGAUUUUGAAGAGAUAAAUAACUUUGAAAUAGAUAUCCAAGCAUCAGACAAAGGACCAGUUCCUCUCACAUCAGAUAAGAGUAUAACCAUUAAAAUCAUUGAUGUAAAUGACAAUGUGCCUGAGAUAGAAGUCACAUCAUUUUCAAGUGCAGUGCCUGAAGACUCUAAAAUUGGAACUACAGUGGCUUUAAUCAGCGUCAGUGAUUUGGACUCUGGUGUAAAUGGGAAAGUGUUGUGUUACAUAAUUGAAGAAGUACCUUUCAGGCUAACGCCAUCAUCCCAGGAUAACAUUUACGCACUGGUUACAGCCUCAUCUCUUGAUAGAGAAACUGUGCCUCACUAUGACAUCACAUUAGUAGCCAAAGAUGCUGGGCAGCCACCUUUGUCUUCAUUUAAAACUAUAACUGUGCAGAUAUCGGAUGUAAAUGACAAUAGUCCAGCAUUUUCACUAUCACCCUAUGAUUUUUAUGUGAUGGAAAACAAUAUUCCAGGAAAAUCAUUGUUUUCUGUGUUUGCUUCUGAUUUUGACUCAGAAGAAAAUGCUGUUGUACACUAUAACAUUUGGAGAGACCCUGGAGAUGAAAACAAAUAUGCAUCUUUCAUUAAUGUUAACUCUGAAAAUGGAGAGAUUUAUGCACUAAAAAGCUUUGACUUUGAGUCUGUUAAAAUGUUCCAGUUCCAUGUUCUCGCUACAGACUCUGGAACUCCGUCUCUGAGCAGUAACGUGACAGUGAACGUGUUUAUUCUGGAUCAGAACGACAAUGUUCCAGUGAUCUUAUAUCCAGUCAGCGCUAACGGUUCUGCUGAGGGUGUGGAAGAGAUUCCCCGUAAUGUCAACACAGGUCAUUUGGUGACUAAAGUCAGAGCCUAUGACGCAGAUAUAGGAUACAACGGCUGGUUAUUAUUUUCACUGCAGGAAGUUAGUGACCACAGUCUCUUUGGUUUGGACCGCUACACAGGACAGAUAAGGACCCUUCGCUCGUUCACAGAAACAGACGAGGCCCAGCAUAAACUGAUCAUACUGGUCAAAGACAAUGGGAAUGUUUCUCUCUCAGCAACAGCGACUGUGAUUGUCAAAGUUGUGGAGCCCAAAGAGGCUUUUGCAUCUUCUGAUGUGAAAAACACAGUAAAAGAUGAGGAGGAAAACAACGUGACAUUUUAUUUGAUCAUCACUUUGGGCUCGGUUUCAGUGCUUUUUGUCAUCAGCAUCAUCGUGUUGAUUGUAAUGCAGUGCUCUAAAUCGACAGACUACUCAUCCAAGUAUUUACAGGAUACAAAUUAUGACGGGACUCUGUGUCACAGCAUCCAGUACAGAUCUGGAGACAAACGGUACAUGUUAGUUGGACCCAGAAUGAGUAUCGGCUCUACUAUAGUCCCAGGCAGUAAUGGAAAUACUCUAGUGAUCCCAGAUCGCAGGAGGAGAGGUUCUGGAGAGGUACAAUUUUGA
Carassius gibelio (silver crucian carp) is the source of this 2526-nucleotide messenger RNA. RefSeq names its product protocadherin gamma-A11. The transcript has a single exon. Gene Ontology annotation, molecular function: calcium ion binding. Lineage: Eukaryota; Metazoa; Chordata; Actinopteri; Cypriniformes; Cyprinidae. Gene Ontology annotation, cellular component: plasma membrane. The coding region runs from base 160 to 2526 and encodes 788 amino acids. Gene Ontology annotation, biological process: homophilic cell-cell adhesion. The record is from RefSeq and is a predicted model, not a curated record.